ACGUCUACCAGCAGCGCGUGUCUACAGAAGACUUUGCGCUCGAUGAGUUGUACCAAGUCGAUCACGCACCAGAGCUUUAUCUGAAUGAAAUUUACGACGAGAAUGCGUCGAACGAAUCCUUGGCCGAAAAGUCAUUGGGGUCCACUCUCGCGCAUGUCGAUAGUGCGCGCCAACUGACAACUCUUACAG
Messenger RNA from Sphaeroforma arctica JP610, 189 nucleotides. RefSeq lists its product as hypothetical. NCBI's taxonomy places the organism in Eukaryota, Ichthyosporea, Ichthyophonida. The record is from RefSeq and is a predicted model, not a curated record. The transcript has 2 exons. The annotation marks the transcript as partial.